AUGAACAAGAACGCGAAUCCGAAGCGGAGCUCUCGCUUGGCAGCCAAGGAAGAAGUCCGUGAGCAUGAAUCAAGAAAACGAGGCAGACCCUCAGCUGCCAACGAGCAGGAUGACAUCCUCCGCCUGCCGCUGCAUGCUGGCUCCUCCUCCGCCCGGAAAAACUCACCUGCCCGGCAAUCCCUUCCUGCAGCCGCGUUGAACGAGGGUCUUGGUUCAACUCAGCCGAACGCGUCCUCUACUGCCUCGGACGCGAACACACACACUCCGAAUGAGCGUGAGAGCAGCCGGAAGCCUCUGUCAAGCGACGGCACAGGCUUCGUCUCGUCCCCUCGCACCUCGGUUGGUUCAGUGUUGGCCGCGGCUCAAGCGAGGAAAGAAGCUAGCUUCAAUGCCCUCAACAUGCCGAAGCCGACCAACCCUGCGAAGAAGGUCACUGCGAACAAGGCAGCGGCACCUGUGCAUGAGAGCGUGAUGGCGAAGAAACAGAACGGGCCCUCCUCGUCACUGAGUCACGAGUCUCACGUCUACCAGCAGCUGGUCGAGGCCAGACGUCCGCAUGUGACCAACUUGGGACCUGGUGCUGCUGGACUGGCAGGCAAUGCCAACGGAAUGGGGGCGAAAGCUGGGAGUGUGAAUGGCGGGGUGGGUAUGCUCAAGGGAAGGAUGGAUGGUGGCGUGGGUAUGCUCAAGGCAAGGAUGGAGGCAGGUGGCAAGUCCUCCCCGGCUAGAGGAGCCAUGUCAACAGAGCUGGAACAGGGCUUGAAGCUCGCGAUCGAGCGAUGGAUGUCCUCGCGGGCCGCUCUUCCCAGAAGCGAUGGAGGAAAGUUCCAGUCAGAGAUCAAACGGCUGGCGUCGCGGAUAUUCUUCGAGAGCUUUGAUCAGGAGCGAGAGAUGCAUGCUGACGCAGGUCAGGUGGGGGCUGAGGAGCACGCGGGGUGGGAGACUACAAGGACCAAGUUCAGCUUUGUGGGAGACGGGCAGGACGGAGGAUCGAGCUCGAUGGAGUUUCUGUCAACUCGGCAUUUCUUCUCGGGCUCGAUUCUUGGGAGGGAUGAGCAAUUCCGUCAGCUGCAAUGGAAGCUAGAUUUCGAGCUCACCGGCGCUUUUUCCCUCUCCUUCCACACCCAGUCGCUUCAAUGCUGUGAAGAUGUGGAAUGGAUCUUCCUGGAGAAUCUCAAGCGGCUUCUUCGCACAGAGAUCAGCACAGCAGAGCUUGCGAUCCUCAUCAUGCUGGCUGGCAACGCGAAGAAAGGAAGUGUGGGAUGGAAGGACGUGGAGGAGAUGUGCUUCUGGAGUGAUGGGUUCUCGAUGCCUGAGUUCCGUGUAUUGUAG
This is a messenger RNA of Guillardia theta CCMP2712, 1332 nucleotides long. RefSeq lists its product as hypothetical. The record is from RefSeq and is a predicted model, not a curated record. Lineage: Eukaryota; Cryptophyceae; Pyrenomonadales; Geminigeraceae. The coding region runs from base 1 to 1332 and encodes 443 amino acids. The transcript is spliced from 2 exons.